Molecule: messenger RNA, 1275 nt
Organism: Candidozyma haemuli
Lineage: Eukaryota; Fungi; Ascomycota; Pichiomycetes; Serinales; Metschnikowiaceae
Exons: 2
Coding region: 1-1275 (424 amino acids)
Source: RefSeq, a predicted model, not a curated record
AUGAAGAACCGAGGCAGGCUUCCUCGGGCCACGCUAGAACAGAAGAUAAAGAUACUCGACUACUUCCACUCGUCCGACCGGCCCCAGCUGGAUACCGUGGAAAAGUUCAAGGAUAUGGUUGCCAUUUCCACACUGACGUUUAACGAGUGGGUCAAGAGAGAAGACGAGUACCGAGAACGGUACAAGCUGCUGGAAAGCAGUUUUGAGAAAAACCUGAAACGGAAGUCGAGCUAUAAGUACGAUAAGAUCAACCGGGCCAUGGAUCUUUUGGUGCAGCAGCGGAUGGAGCAGAACGAGGCUAUUACUGAGCCUUUGCUUAGAGACUACUGGCAAGUGUAUGCCCACCAGUUUGGAGUGGAUAAUCCUAAACGGCUUGUAUCGUUUAGUCACGGGUGGUUGAGCCAGUUUAAGAAGAGACACGGGCUUCUACGAAAGAAGGGCCUGAAGAAUGCUGAUUUGACGAGGGUUACGAAUGAACGGUUACUAGUUGAACCUCUGGCCACGUCGGACGCGUCAGAAGGGUUUUCUGAUAACGAGCUGGCGUCUACAGAUCUGGAAAACGAGUUGCCAGAACAGGAGAAGCAUCUUUCGAGGAGACAGCAGCAUAAGAAGAGCUCUCAGUUUAGACCUCAAGAUACGCUUAGUUUCCAGACCCAGUACUCAUAUACGGAGAGAAAGCUGCCGCAGAGGAAAAACGAUGCUUCCAAUUCCCUAGCCACGGCAAUGAGCCUACCGAUGGGUCCAAAUAAGGUGGCCACGGCUGCUGAUAUCGAGAAGUUCUUGUUUAAUACGGUGAAGAUGUACCAUGAGUUUAAAUCGUCUUUUCUUAGCGAACGGCUAAUUGAUCUUCGUUCUUCUGGAAAAGAAGACGCUGUGGCUGCCUCAGACGGUUCUUCCCAGAAUGAGAAGCUUCUUCUGGACCAUAAGCUUCUAUCGAGCACACAGCAGUUUGCCCAUAAACCACGCCAGAAAAGAAGACGUUUGGAGCCCCAGGUUCCUCAAGUCCCUCUGCAAUUGGGCCAGCAGCUUCCUCAGCCUAAUAUCUUCAGCCAACAGAGCUCCAGCAGACUGGGUAACAGCGAGAUUCUAGAUAACAUGUUCAUGAGAAGACAAGGCGGCGAUGACUUUGCUCGGUACCAGAACCAUCAAAGUCAGCCUCAGCAGCUAGAAUCUCACCAGAACAACCAAUCUCAUAAGGGUAACCAGGAUGGUCUGAGCGAAGAGAUCUGGAAUAACCAGCGAAAGAUGUGGGAAAGGAACAAGAUUAUGCUUUAA